AUAACAACAACAACCCUGGCUAAUCCUUGGUGGAGUGGCCAUCAGGUGGGGUUGGGUGUAGGGAUUGACCCUACACCUUCUUCCCUAAACAAACACCAAAUAGACCUUUCCAUAAACGAAAACAACGAAAAUAGAGAAGAGGAAGAAGAAGAAGAGAGAGAGAACAGCGAUGAACCGAAAGAGGGUGCAGUUGAGGUUGGAACGCGAAGACCAAGAGGGAGACCCCCAGGAUCCAAAAACAAGCCCAAACCCCCAAUCUUUGUCACAAGGGACAGCCCAAACGCGCUUAGGAGCCACGUAAUGGAGGUAGCUGGUGGAGCUGACGUGGCAGAAAGCAUGGCCCACUUCGCAAGGAGGCGCCAGCGUGGCGUCUGCGUCCUUAGUGGGAGUGGCUCUGUCGCCAACGUUACUCUCCGACAACCUACGGCACCUGGAGCUGUUGUAGCACUCCAUGGAAGGUUCGAGAUUCUGUCCUUAACUGGGGCGUUUCUUCCAGGACCUGCUCCUCCAGGGGCCACUGGACUCACUGUGUACCUUGCUGGAGGACAGGGUCAGGUUGUGGGAGGGAGUGUUGUUGGCCCUCUGGUGGCUGCUGGCCCUGUUAUGGUUAUUGCUGCUACUUUUUCUAAUGCUACUUAUGAGAGGUUGCCUCUUGAGGAGGAUGAAGAGGAUGAGGGUGGUGGUGGUGGCGGGGGCGGCGGUAACAUUCAUGGUGGAGGAAGUGCUUUGGGAGGGUCUCCUUCUAGAAUUGGAAGCAGUGCUGCUGGGACCCAUUUACAGCCUGGGAUUCCUGAUCCUUCUUCUUUGCCCUUGUAUAAUCUCCCACCAAAUCUUCUUCCCAAUGGAGGCCAAGUGGGCCAUGAAGCUUUUGCUUGGCCUCAUGCUCAUGCAAGACCACCUUACUGA
Molecule: messenger RNA, 906 nt
Organism: Abrus precatorius (Indian licorice)
Lineage: Eukaryota; Viridiplantae; Streptophyta; Magnoliopsida; Fabales; Fabaceae
Product: AT-hook motif nuclear-localized protein 20-like
Exons: 1
Cellular component (GO): nucleus
Molecular function (GO): DNA-binding transcription factor activity; minor groove of adenine-thymine-rich DNA binding
Source: RefSeq, a predicted model, not a curated record